Molecule: messenger RNA, 638 nt
Organism: Geodia barretti
Lineage: Eukaryota; Metazoa; Porifera; Demospongiae; Tetractinellida; Geodiidae
Source: the annotation of a GenBank genome assembly
GGGUUUUCCCUCGCGGUCCAAUGUGUGGUGGGCUGAUCUCUCUUCAGUGUCGUGUGACAUAAACAAAAGAUCUGUGGCCGUGAAAGUUGGGCGUCUCUUUCGGGGUAGCGGCAAUAGAGAUGAUGCUGGCAUUCAGAGCAGCCGUACUGUUCUCUGCAGGGACGGCUCUGGUGCUCGCUCUGAACCUCCUACAGGUUCACAGGAGAGAGGUGGUGGAGAGGACGUGGCUGGCGGUUCCUCUCCUGGCUGCAGCGGCCACUGUGGUAGGUCUGCUGUACCCGCUGGCUCUGCGGGAAGGCAAGGCUCCGGACGGCUCGACCGUCAUGAGAUGUCUGGCCGUCUUUGUUGGUAUCUACCAGGCAACCACUAAGAUAGAUUUCACAGGCUACGCUGAGCUGGGGGCCACACUAGCAGCUCUGUCUGCUGGUAUUUGGUGGUUGUUUGACAGAUCUGGACCUGGCCUUGCCCUCUCUCUCCUCUUCACCAUGAUAUCCGCAGCCUUCACUCAUUUCCUGCUCCAUUUCUCAAUCCUCACCUCUCUGGACCAUGGAUACCUGUACUCUCGUCUCUGGUGUGUCUACUUCUCUGGCUGCAUCACUUUUGGAGCUAUCGGUCGAAGAUUAGCAGCAAAUGACUAG